Dendrobium catenatum is the source of this 1044-nucleotide messenger RNA. Its product is annotated as anthranilate O-methyltransferase 1-like. Gene Ontology annotation, molecular function: S-adenosylmethionine-dependent methyltransferase activity. NCBI's taxonomy places the organism in Eukaryota, Viridiplantae, Streptophyta, Magnoliopsida, Asparagales, Orchidaceae. Gene Ontology annotation, biological process: methylation. The record is from RefSeq and is a predicted model, not a curated record.
AUGAAUAUGGAGCAUAUUUUUCACAUGGUGGGAGGUGCUGGAGAGAACAGCUAUGCUAACAACUCCAGGCUUCAAGGGAAGGCAAUCUUGAAGACAAAGCCAUUCGUGGAAGAAGCCAUAAAAGAAAUAUUGAAAAGCCUCCCAGAAAAAAUUGUUGUUGCUGACUUGGGAUGCUCCUCUGGUCCUAACGCAUUACGUAUGCUCUCUGAAGUCAUCAAUUUUGUUGAUCAGCAUUGCCGUCAGUUAAGCCAACAGAAACCUGAGAUCCAAUUCUUUCUGAAUGAUCUUCCUAGCAAUGACUUUAACAAUCUUUUCCAAUUAUCAAUGCUCUAUGAGCAGAAGAUUAGAGAAGAGAAAGGGGAUGACUAUGUGCCAUUCUAUGUUGUCGGAUUACCAGGUUCAUUCUAUGGGAGGUUAUUUCCUUCAAAGAGCGUGCAUUUUUUUCACUCCUCCUAUUGCCUCAUGUGGCUAUCUCAGGUACCAAAAGGGCUCGAGGGAGAAAAAGGUUAUCAAUUAAAUGGCACAGACAUUUAUAUCAGUAAAGAAAGCUCUUCUAUAGUAUCUCAGUUGUAUUUAGAACAUUUCGAAAGUGAUUUCUUAGAAUUCCUUAAAUCACGUUCAAAUCUCAUUUAUUUUUGGGGACUUCUUGCAGAUGCUCUAAAGGAAUUAGUUUCUGAGGGGCUUGUGGAAGUGGAUAAAUUGAAUGCCUUUAACUUACCAUUUUAUACACCAUUAAUGGAGGAGGUGAAAUCUACAAUCAAUAUGGAAGGAUCAUUUCAUCUUGACCAACUACAAACUUUUGAGUCAAAUUGGGAUCCUUUUGAUGAAUCAAAUGAUAAUUUUGUGGUGGAUAAAAGUUUAAGUGGAAAAAAUGUAGCAAAAUACACGAGAGCUAUUUUGGAGCCUCUACUUGCAUCUCAUUUUGGAAAUGACAUUAUGGAGGAUUUAUUCUCGCGUUAUGCAAAGAAUAUUGCAAGGCACAUGUCUGCUGGGAAGCCAAAGUUUUUGGUUUUCGUUCUUUUUUUGAGGUUAAAAGAUGAAUAG